Messenger RNA from Daphnia pulicaria, 605 nucleotides. RefSeq lists its product as uncharacterized. Bases 219 to 542 code for a protein of 107 amino acids. NCBI's taxonomy places the organism in Eukaryota, Metazoa, Arthropoda, Branchiopoda, Diplostraca, Daphniidae. The transcript is spliced from 4 exons. The record is from RefSeq and is a predicted model, not a curated record.
AUAUUUGUUUUAUUUUGACGGCAGCUCAAUGGUUAAGGUGCUAUGGCUUACUUCCGGAAUACUUCCGGAAAAUUUGCAUAAAAGUAGCAAGUGAGCUUUGUUCUUUGUACAUUUCUAAGGAUUGAAUGCUAGGUUAUAGCAAAAAAAUAUGGACUUUUCAUGUUUUUUUAUUAUCUUAAGAUCAGUCCUUCAAAAUUUAAAAUACUGAGUUUUGAGACAUGUCAAAUAGAUGGCGUGUUGAUUGUGUCAGUUAUGGAAUGGCGGUUUGCUGUCAAAAGUUAAGCUACUAUCCUUUCUUCGAAAAUUACCAACAAAUUCAUCGGAGGAAACGUGAAAGGGUUGUGGCCGUCGUGCAGCCUACCGUCAACUAUUUUGUUCAAAAUCAUUUUAUUCUACUGGAUGUGUCAUCGAAAGGAUACAGUUUGGAUUGGAAUAAUAGCUCUGGACUCUGGGGAAUCCUCACUUAUACUCGAGUCAACCUGCAAACAGGUUGGCCAGUUUGUCCUUACGAACGCUUGAAGGUCACGAGAAACAUUACGUAAAACUGGCAUGUGGUGGUUUAGAGGUUGGGUGAGAACGACACGCGUUUCAACAUUAUCAAGCAG